Danaus chrysippus (African queen) is the source of this 1524-nucleotide messenger RNA. Lineage: Eukaryota; Metazoa; Arthropoda; Insecta; Lepidoptera; Nymphalidae. The record is from the annotation of a GenBank genome assembly.
AUGGCUACUACAAUGUUUAAAUUGUCCUCUGCCAUAAUAAAUUCGUCAAAAAACUAUAGGUAUGUCGUCGGACUUAUCAACAAAUGCAACAUCUCAACCACUUCUACCAGACUGCGUAAAGAGCGUGAUACUUUCGGCGAGCUGGAUGUACCUGAUGACAGGCUGUAUGGCGCCCAGACGGUCAGGUCCGUCAUGAACUUCCCCAUCGGUGGAAUCGAGGAAAGAAUGCCGUACCCUGUCAUCGUGGCCUUCGGUAUCCUGAAGAAGGCUGCUGCUAAAGUCAACAUAGAAUAUGGUUUGGACAAGAAAAUUGCGGAUGCGAUCAUCGAGGCGUGUGAUGACGUCAUAUCCGGGAAGCUGUACCGAGAAGGCCACUUCCCCCUCGUCAUCUGGCAGACUGGCUCCGGCACACAGUCCAACAUGAACACCAAUGAGGUGAUAUCCAACCGAGCCAUUCAAAUCCUUGGUGGUCAGCUGGGUUCUAAGAGUCCGGUUCAUCCAAACGACCACGUGAACAAGUCGCAGAGCUCCAAUGAUACUUACCCAGCGGCCAUGCACAUUGCUGUGGCUAUGGAACUAAGAGAUAGACUGAUGCCUGGCCUAGUAGCGCUGAGAGACACCCUCGAAAAGAAGUCCAAGGAGUUUGAUAAGAUCAUCAAGAUCGGCAGAACCCACUUGAUGGACGCCGUGCCUUUAACUCUCGGUCAGGAGUUCAGCGGUUACGCGACCCAGCUGACGUACGGCAUAGAGAGAGUAUGCACCACACUGCCUCGACUACACUACUUGGCGCUGGGAGGAACUGCCGUCGGUACCGGACUUAAUACUAGGAAGGGAUUCGCUGAGAAAUGCGCUAAGGAAAUCGCUACACUUACUGGCAUUCCUUUCGAGACCGCCCCCAAUAAGUUCGAGGCCCUGGCGGCCCACGACGCCAUGGUCGAGGUCCACGGGGCCUUGAACACCAUAGCAGUAUCCCUCAUGAAGAUCGCCAACGACAUCCGUAUGCUGGCCUCGGGCCCGCGCUGCGGCCUCGCUGAGCUCAUGCUGCCUGAGAACGAACCAGGAUCAUCAAUCAUGCCAGGCAAAGUAAACCCGACUCAAUGUGAAGCGCUUACAAUGUUGGCCGCUCAGGUGAUGGGUAACCACGUGGCCUGUACCAUCGGUGGCAGCAAUGGACACUUUGAACUGAACGUGUUCAAAACAAUGAUGGUAGCCAAUGUACUGAGAUCCAUUAGACUUAUUGGCGACGGCUGCCAGGCGUUCAACAAGAAUUGCGCUGUGGGUAUUCAGGCUAACAUCGCACAGAUCAAUAAGAUCAUGAAGGAAUCACUCAUGUUGGUGACUGCCCUCAACCCACAUAUUGGAUAUGAUAAGGCUGCAUUGAUUGCUAAGACAGCGCACAAGGAAGGUGGAACCUUGAAGGAUACGGCUAUCAAACUAGGAAUCCUCACGGCCGAACAGUUUGACCAAUGGGUCAAGCCCGAGGACAUGCUUGGACCCAAAAAUAAUAAAAAAUCAAAACGAUGA